Molecule: messenger RNA, 5118 nt
Organism: Marmota monax (woodchuck)
Lineage: Eukaryota; Metazoa; Chordata; Mammalia; Rodentia; Sciuridae
Gene: Rasgrf2
Product: Ras protein specific guanine nucleotide releasing factor 2
Exons: 27
Coding region: 498-4220 (1240 amino acids)
Biological process (GO): Ras protein signal transduction; positive regulation of GTPase activity
Cellular component (GO): plasma membrane
Molecular function (GO): guanyl-nucleotide exchange factor activity; protein binding
Source: RefSeq, a predicted model, not a curated record
CGCCGCCACGCCACUGCGCCGACUUUGCCCUUUAAAUCGGUCUCCAAGCCGAUUACAGCUGAUCUCCCACGUGACGUUUUACCUUCUGUCUCCCGGAGCGCGUUGCCCGAGGACAGUCCUUCUCUGCUGCCGCGCAUCGCACCGCCCAGCCCGCCGCGGGGGCUCGGCGCCCGCAACUUUGGGCGAAGCGGCGGCGGGUUCCGGUGCCCUCGGGGACCGCUCUCCACCCAGGCGUCCCAGGCUCGGCGACUUUCGUCUCGAGGGUAGGGCGGCGAUCUGGGCGAAGAACGUGUCCCAGACCCUGCUCUGCGCCUCUUAGACCCACGCGCGGCCGCUCCCCGGGGACGGGCAGGGUGCCCUGCGCGCUGUGUCGGGAAAGGGGGCGCCCUACGCCAGCCAGCACCAGAGCAGGCGUGCCCUCGGGGGAGACUGCCGAGCGAUGGCCCUGAGGCUGGGGUGAAGCGGGAGGCCAACCGAACCUCCCUAGCCUUCUCACCAUGCAGAAGAGCGUGCGCUACAACGAGGGGCACGCCCUGUACCUGGCCUUCCUUGCGCGCAAGGAGGGCACGAAGCGCGGCUUCCUGAGCAAGAAGGCGGCGGAGGCGAGUCGCUGGCACGAGAAGUGGUUUGCUCUUUACCAAAAUGUGCUCUUCUACUUCGAGGGCGAGCAGAGCGGCCGCCCGGCGGGCAUGUACCUCCUGGAGGGCUGUAGCUGCGAACGGACACCCGCGCCACCCAGGGCAGGCGCCGGACCUGGAGGGGCCCGGGACACUCUGGACAAGCAGUAUUACUUUACUGUUCUUUUUGGCCAUGAAGGUCAGAAGCCACUGGAGCUGCGCUGUGAGGAGGAGCAGGAUGGUAAAGAGUGGAUGGAGGCUAUUCACCAAGCCAGUUAUGCAGACAUUUUGAUUGAGAGGGAAGUCUUGAUGCAGAAGUACAUUCAUCUAGUCCAGAUCGUAGAAACAGAAAAAAUUGCAGCUAACCAACUCCGACAUCAACUUGAAGAUCAAGAUACUGAAAUCGAAAGGCUUAAAUCAGAGAUUAUUGCUCUUAAUAAAACCAAGGAACGAAUGCGCCCUUACCAAAGCAACCAAGAAGAUGAGGAUCCAGACAUCAAGAAGAUUAAAAAGGUUCAGAGCUUCAUGCGAGGGUGGUUGUGCAGAAGGAAAUGGAAGACCAUCGUGCAAGACUACAUUUGUUCUCCUCAUGCUGAGAGUAUGAGGAAGAGAAACCAGAUCGUUUUCACCAUGGUGGAGGCCGAGUCUGAGUACGUGCACCAGCUCUACAUCCUGGUCAAUGGCUUCCUGCGGCCCCUGCGGAUGGCCGCCAGCUCCAAGAAGCCGCCCAUCAGCCACGACGACGUCAGCAGUAUUUUUCUCAACAGUGAAACCAUCAUGUUUCUUCAUGAAAUAUUUCACCAAGGACUAAAGGCAAGGAUUGCAAACUGGCCUACUUUAAUUUUAGCUGAUCUGUUUGAUAUUUUGCUCCCCAUGCUGAACAUUUAUCAAGAAUUUGUGCGAAAUCACCAGUACAGCCUCCAAGUCCUUGCCAACUGUAAGCAAAACAGAGAUUUUGACAAACUCUUAAAACAAUAUGAAGCCAACCCUGCCUGUGAGGGAAGGAUGCUGGAAACGUUCUUGACCUAUCCAAUGUUUCAGAUCCCCAGGUAUAUCAUCACACUGCAUGAACUCCUGGCUCACACACCCCAUGAGCAUGUGGAAAGGAAGAGUCUGGAGUUUGCUAAAUCAAAGCUAGAGGAGCUGUCCAGGGUGAUGCACGAUGAAGUGAGUGACACAGAAAAUAUAAGGAAAAACCUUGCCAUCGAAAGGAUGAUAGUAGAGGGCUGCGACAUUUUGCUGGACACUAGCCAAACUUUCAUCCGCCAAGGUUCUCUUAUACAAGUACCUUCUGUUGAGCGGGGGAAACUUAGUAAAGUUCGCCUGGGUUCACUGUCUUUGAAAAAGGAAGGAGAGAGACAGUGCUUCUUAUUUACAAAACACUUUUUAAUUUGUACAAGAAGUUCAGGAGGAAAACUGCAUCUGCUCAAGACAGGUGGGGUCCUCUCUCUCAUAGAAUGUACAUUGAUUGAAGAGCCUGAUGCAAGUGAUGAUGACUCCAAGGGUUCUGGGCACAUGUUUGGACACCUGGAUUUUAAGAUAGUGGUGGAGCCUCCUGAUGCUGCCUCUUUCACUGUGGUCUUAUUAGCACCUUCGCGCCAGGAGAAAGCUGCCUGGAUGAGUGACAUCAGUCAGUGUGUGGACAAUAUACGAUGUAAUGGUUUAAUGACUAUAGUAUUUGAAGAAAAUUCCAAAGUUACUGUGCCACAUAUGAUUAAGUCUGAUGCCCGUCUUCAUAAAGAUGAUACAGACAUUUGCUUCAGUAAAACCCUUAACUCCUGCAAAGUGCCCCAGAUCCGUUAUGCCAGCGUGGAGCGUCUCCUGGAGCGGCUGACUGAUUUGCGGUUUCUGAGCAUCGAUUUCCUCAACACCUUCCUGCAUACAUAUCGCAUUUUCACCACGGCCACUGUGGUGCUGGCGAAGCUCUCUGACAUAUACAAGAGGCCCUUCACCUCCAUCCCUGUCAGGUCACUGGAAUUGUUUUUUGCUACCAGUCAGAACAACAGAGGUGAACAUUUGGUGGAUGGAAAAUCCCCACGUUUGUGUCGCAAAUUCUCUUCCCCACCACCACUGGCAGUGUCCAGAACAUCCUCCCCAGUGAGGGCCAGAAAGCUGUCCUUGACUUCUCCCUUGAACUCAAGGAUAGGAGCCUUGGACCUGACCACCUCCUCGACAUCCAGCAGUCCUACCACCACCCAUAGCCCCACAGCAUCCCCACCGCCGCACACUGGUAAAGUACCAUUGGAUCUUAGCAGAGGCCUCUCUUCUCCAGAGCAAAGCCCGGGAUCCAUAGAAGAGAAUGUAGAUAACCCCCGCGUGGAUCUGUGUAACAAGCUAAAACGAAGUAUUCAAAAAGCAGCAGUCUUGGAGUCUGCCCCAGCAGACCGAGCAGGAAUGGAAAGCUCCCCAGCAGCAGAUGCCACAGAACUUUCACCUUGCAGGUCCCCCUCGACUCCCCGGCACCUCCGCUAUCGCCAACCUGGAGGACAGACAGCUGACAAUGCCCACUGCUCUGUUUCGCCAGCUUCCGCUUUUGCAAUUGCCACGGCAGCAGCAGGACAUGGGAGUCCACCAGGGUUUAACAACACCGAGAGAACAUGUGACAAAGAGUUUAUCAUACGGAGAACAGCCACCAACAGAGUCCUGAAUGUCCUCCGUCACUGGGUCUCAAAGCAUGCACAGGAUUUUGAACUCAACAACGAACUAAAGAUGAAUGUCCUAAAUUUGCUAGAAGAAGUCUUACGAGACCCAGACCUUCUUCCCCAGGAAAGGAAAGCCACAGCCAAUAUCCUGAGGGCCCUUUCACAAGAUGAUCAAGAUGACAUUCACCUAAAAUUAGAAGACAUAAUUCAAAUGACUGACUGUCCAAAGGCCGAGUGCUUUGAGAGCUUAUCAGCCAUGGAGCUGGCUGAGCAGAUCACCCUCCUAGACCACGUCAUUUUCAGAAGCAUUCCUUAUGAAGAGUUUCUUGGGCAGGGAUGGAUGAAGCUGGAUAAAAAUGAAAGAACACCUUACAUUAUGAAAAACAGCCAACACUUUAAUGAUAUGAGUAACCUGGUGGCCUCCCAGAUAAUGAAUUACGCUGAUGUCAGCUCCCGUGCCAACGCCAUCGAGAAGUGGGUGGCAGUGGCGGACAUUUGCAGAUGCCUGCACAACUACAAUGGCGUGCUGGAGAUCACCUCGGCCUUAAACAGAAGUGCCAUCUACAGGCUGAAGAAAACCUGGGCCAAGGUGUCCAAGCAGACGAAAGCUCUAAUGGACAAACUUCAGAAGACGGUUUCAUCUGAAGGAAGAUUUAAAAAUCUCAGAGAAACCCUUAAAAAUUGUAACCCCCCAGCAGUUCCUUACCUUGGAAUGUACUUGACAGACUUGGCAUUUAUUGAAGAAGGAACACCCAACUUUACCGAAGAAGGCCUUGUCAAUUUUUCCAAAAUGAGAAUGAUAUCACACAUUAUCCGAGAGAUACGACAGUUCCAGCAGACUGCCUACCGAAUAGACCAUCAACCAAAGGUCACACAGUACUUGCUUGACAAAGCCCUCAUCAUAGAUGAAGAUACGCUUUAUGAGCUGUCACUAAAAAUUGAACCUCGACUCCCUGCUUGAAGAUCUGGCCUUGCCCCGAGACCUCGGCGUUUCCAUGGAAAGGGAACAGUCAGAACUGUGCAUGCCAUGCCUCACACGGUGCAGCAGGGACUGGGGAAAGGUGAAGCCAGUCUCCUGUCUCCACUGAAGAAGAUGGAACUGGACUGAGCCAACCCCAGCUGUGUGGGUCAAAGUCAGCUGCUUCAGCCCUGGGUGGGAAGAUGAAAAGACUGAUACUGUAAAGCUGAUGGUGCAUUUUAUGUAAGGGAAUGUAAGAUGGGAGAGGCUUGUAGCCACUUUCAUGAAGCUGGUAAGAAGGUAAAUUUCCCUCUGCCCCAUGUUCUGUUAGAACUUGGGGACAAGGGCCUGCAGAAAAGACCUGUGAUGUUUCUCUGGCACUUCACUGGCCUGGGCACAACUGCCAAUCUUUUCCUAGGAUUUAACUGCUUCCAUGACACUUCUUUCCAUUACAAGCUUCACAGGAAAGCCGAAGCCUCCUCUCUAGGGCCAACACAUCAGCAGUGCCAGUCUACAGCAUGUGCAUGGUUCUCAGUGCAUUAUAAAUAUUUAUAUUUGAGGAAUGGUAUGUUCUGAAACUGCCUUUUCAGUCUUUAGGCAACAGGACAGGAAAAAAAAAAAGAUAAAACUCAAGUGGAUUUGUUGGUAACAUUUCCUUAAUUAAAAACAUUAGGCUGUGCCCCAGAGGAUUUCAGUCUGUGGCCAUCUUGGGGUGAGGGUGGGGGCUUCUUCCUGAGAUUGGUGGUCCCAAGAAGCUACCCCCUUGGAGAGGCAGCUGCAGAAUUUGCAGAAAGGUGCAUGCCACCUCACCGACAAAACUGUGGAACAAGAUCAAAGGCCACCAAGUGCUAUGGGGAAUAAUGGGUUUCAUUGAUAAGUGAAAAUAUAUACCUAAAAACCA